Messenger RNA from Sinocyclocheilus anshuiensis, 2341 nucleotides. Its product is annotated as protocadherin-15-like. Gene Ontology annotation, molecular function: cadherin binding; calcium ion binding; beta-catenin binding. The record is from RefSeq and is a predicted model, not a curated record. NCBI's taxonomy places the organism in Eukaryota, Metazoa, Chordata, Actinopteri, Cypriniformes, Cyprinidae. Gene Ontology annotation, biological process: cell migration; multicellular organism development; homophilic cell-cell adhesion. The transcript is spliced from 15 exons. The coding region runs from base 1 to 2076 and encodes 691 amino acids. Gene Ontology annotation, cellular component: plasma membrane; catenin complex.
AUGACCACCCUCGUGCAGGUCCCUCAGUUCCUUGGUCUGAUGAACCUGCAGUUUAGUCUGGUGAGUGAGAACGCUCCUGUCGGUACACCUGUGGGAAUGAUUCUGGCCACAGCCGUCAACACCACUGUCUUUUACUCCAUAGUGAGUGGAAAUGAAGGAGGUGAGUUCACAGUCAAUAACCGCACUGGGAUCAUCUACACAAAUAAACUUCUGGACUAUGAGAGUGUGACCAGUUAUGUGCUCCGCGUGCAGGCCGAUUCUCUCGCCGUCAUCCUCGCCAACCUGCGUGUUCCCUCCAAAACGAACACGGCGAAGGUGUUUAUUGAUGUGCAGGAUGAGAAUGAUCAUCCUCCGGUCUUCACAAGGUCUCUUUACAUCGGAGGAGUGACUGAAGACACUAAGACCUUCACCACAGUACUGAAAGUUGUGGCUACAGAUGUCGACACGGGGAACUACAGUAAGAUGGCCUACAGACUGAUCAUCCCUCCCACACCCGAGGGGCAGGACAGUUUUGUCAUUGAGCCAUACACCGGCGUCAUCAAGAGUGCCAUCAUGUUCCGAAACAUGCGCCGGUCCUACUUCAAGUUUCAGGUCAUCGCCACAGACAACUACGGGCAGGGAUUGAGCAGCAGGGCUGAUGUGGUGGUGUCCGUUGUCAAUGCCUUGGACAUGCAAGUUGUGGUUUCUAAUGUGCCACCCACUGUGGUGGAGGAGAACAAAGAGCAGCUGAUUAGCAUUUUGGAGCGCUAUGUGCAAGAUCAGAUCCCUGGUGCUAAAGUGAUAGUGGAAUCGAUCGGUCCUCGGCGACACGGAGAAGGUUAUGAACUUGAGGACUACACCAAAUCAGACCUCCAGGUGUAUGCCAUCGACCCUCUCACCAACAGAGCCAUCUCCAGACAAGAGCUCUUCAAGUUUCUGGACGGCAAGAUUCUGGACAUCAAUAAAGAGUUCCAGCCGUACCUGGGCGAGGGCGGGCGGAUUCUGGAGAUCCGUUCUCCUGACAUCGUGGCGAGUGUGAAGAAGGCUGCGCAGGCGGUGGGCUACACAGAGGGGGCUCUGCUGGCACUGGCCAUCAUCAUCAUUCUGUGCUGCAUCCCAGCUAUUCUCAUCGUCAUGGUGACAUACAAACAAUUCAAAGAGAGACAGGCCGAGUGUGCCAAAACUGCCCGUAUCCAGAUGGCUCUUCCUGCCGGCAAAUCAACAGGAGGUGGCGCUCCGACCAAUCUCUACGAGGAGCUGGGAGACGGCGGCAUGCGUGGCUUUGGCAGAGAGCAGCAGCAGCAGCUGUUGAGACCCUCUUUGCUCCGGCCUGAGGCUCUCUCCAUGGAAUCGGGUAUCGACCCUGGACAGGAUUACUAUACCCAAGACUACUAUAGUUACGAUCAAGGGUAUGAUCCCUAUCCAGCCUACGGCAGCCGCAGGAGGCUGAUUACACCCAUGUAUGAUGAGUCUGGAGAGGCCAUCAUGGAAGAUGAAGGAUAUUACUAUGGUGGACCAGAGGCUGGCAAAAAGAAGCGAAUCAAACUAGUGUUGGACCGAGAGCAUGACACGACUUCAACAGGAGAAGACAGUGGACCGGACGUCCAACGCAAUCGCAUACCCAACAUCAGCAGCCACAGUAACAUCAACGGAUCAGUAUACCUUGCCCAAAAUGGUACCAUCAUCCGAACACGAAGGCCCCCUUACCCCAACAACUUAAAACUGGGCUCACCAACACAGUUAGGCAAACAAUUCAAAAAACUGGACAAGCUAGGUGUCACACACGAAGAGCAUUUACCUUCAAAUGGAACAGAAGACAAUGGGCCUACUAUCAGCACCACCACUGCCAAUUCCUAUGUUACUGAUCCCAACCUUAACUCCAAAGAGUGCAGUGUAAUGGGCAGCAUAGGGCCCAAAUCCAACAUCGAUAAAGCCCGUUUGGAGCAGGAUAAGGGGUGCUGUGAGCUGGAGUCCUCAGUGGACAAUGGGGAGAUUAAAGAGUCGGAAGAGUCUCCAUGUGAGCAAACACUGUCUGAUGAAGAGGAGCUCUGGAUGGGUCCCUGGAACAACUUACACAUACCAAUGACAAAACUCUGAUUUCUAGUUUUGCUAAUUCUUAUGGUACUGUUUCUAUUUAGUUUCAUUUCUAGUCUUUUCUAUGUUUUAUUUGGGUUCUAUAAAGGGUUUAUCUCGAUUCUGUUGUACACACAUCAGACACCGACAAAGAAAUGUGAUUCUCUUAUAAAGAAUUAUUUUUUUUUUCAUGCAGAUGACUAUUUCACUUCUUACUGUAGUGUCAGAUAAAUUGUUGUGGAAGACAGGGCUAUUCUAUACAAAUUUCUUUGCCUCAAUUGAACCGUUU